Suillus fuscotomentosus is the source of this 642-nucleotide messenger RNA. RefSeq lists its product as uncharacterized. The record is from RefSeq and is a predicted model, not a curated record. NCBI's taxonomy places the organism in Eukaryota, Fungi, Basidiomycota, Agaricomycetes, Boletales, Suillaceae. Bases 106 to 477 code for a protein of 123 amino acids. Gene Ontology annotation, cellular component: intracellular anatomical structure. The transcript has 2 exons. Gene Ontology annotation, molecular function: NADPH dehydrogenase activity; FMN binding; NADP binding.
ACAACAUUGGGUGGACACCAGUUGUAUAUAUCGCCUGGAAGACAUGGAAGGCGUUCCGCGCACACAAUUAUUUACUUCUCGACAUGUAGACUCCAGCAAACAAGCAUGCACUCGCCAACCUUACCUUGGUCGAGCAAACUUUUGACUCUCAGCUCCUAUACUAAUAUUAUCACCGCCUAUCAAGAUUAUGGGGGCGAUAUUUCACACACAAUCGUAUCUUCCUAUCUUCACUGUUUAAUAUUCUGCAGACGACGGUCAUCUCACGUCCAGACUAUAGUCAGGGAAUGUAUAGGAGCGUCUUUCGAUGACGCCUCCCUGGUGCCUAAGGAGCUAUCGAAGACGCAGAUCGAGGCAAUCGCUGGCACUGACGUCAUUGAAACUCACAAUGCUCACAGCUAUCUGCUGUUCUCUUUCUUGAGUGCUAUGAAUAACACGCACACAGACGAAUACGGCGGAAGCUUCGAGAACAUUCGUUGAGUUUCGAGGUUGUGGGUGACUAUGCUUGAAAAUAUACCACUUCUGAAGUAUUUUCAUGUUCUUUGCUUGAUCUGACUGAUGUGUCGAGGAACUUGCUGGUAUUCUUGUCGAGCACAGAGUUUACUUUCCCGACUUCUCCAGCGGUGCUACCCGCCUAAAAGCCAC